AUGCUUAACAGGAUCUUCUUCGUUUGCCUUUGCCUCUGUCUCUACAGUGCGGGCUCAGCGAUGAGCUGCAAAUGGAUGGAUCAUAAAUUCAAACAGUUCAGCGAGAACUCUUUGGAUCUACUAGAUAUGAUGGUUCAUAACUCCACCAACACCACUGAGGAUGCUGAAGUGGAGGAGAAUGUGGCCUUCCCUGAAGAUCUGUACAGCCAGGCAUCACAAGCCUCAGCUCAGGACAAACUUGGAUUUACAGUGCAGGUUCUGAACGGGGUGGCUGACCUGUUUGAGAAGGAUUACAGCUCUGCAUCAUGGGAGGAGAGACGAGUGGAUGACUUUCGCAAUAUUGUGACCCAGCAGGCUGACGGCCUUCGCUCAUGUAUUGCGAGCCACAGCCCCAAGAAGAACAACAAGAAGCUGCACAUGUAUUUCAAGAGACUGUCAACAAAUGUCCUGAAAAAAAUGGACUACAGUGCUGAAUCCUGGGAGCUGAUCAGGAAGGAAAGCAAAAAUCAUCUAAUGAGAUCAUACCUGCUGAUUUCAUCUCUACUCACCAUCAACUAG
Hippoglossus stenolepis (Pacific halibut) is the source of this 558-nucleotide messenger RNA. RefSeq names its product interferon a3-like. Bases 1 to 558 code for a protein of 185 amino acids. Gene Ontology annotation, molecular function: cytokine receptor binding. Lineage: Eukaryota; Metazoa; Chordata; Actinopteri; Pleuronectiformes; Pleuronectidae. Gene Ontology annotation, cellular component: extracellular region. The transcript is spliced from 5 exons. The record is from RefSeq and is a predicted model, not a curated record. Gene Ontology annotation, biological process: defense response; response to exogenous dsRNA.